Molecule: messenger RNA, 2427 nt
Organism: Periophthalmus magnuspinnatus
Lineage: Eukaryota; Metazoa; Chordata; Actinopteri; Gobiiformes; Gobiidae
Gene: crtac1a
Product: cartilage acidic protein 1a
Exons: 14
Coding region: 149-1786 (545 amino acids)
Biological process (GO): axonal fasciculation
Source: RefSeq, a predicted model, not a curated record
GAUUGGGCAACCGCCCUCCACUUACACAAGCUGUUUCAAAACAUGACUUGUGUAAGGUGAAAAAACCACAAUGAAAUUAUAUCAUUCCUGCGGAAAAGGGAAUGCUCUGACCAGUUAAGACGACACAUAUGCACUGCGGAAUACAAUCAUGUGGUGCUGGCUUCUUCUGGUUGGCCUCUGUCAUCAUGCCGCUCUCACCCAGGGGUCCGAGCCCCUGUUUCGGGAUGUAACCCAGUCUGUGCUGCCUCCAGACAGGCUGCACAACCCAACACAGCUCAACUAUGGGAUGGCAGUAACAGAUGUGGAUGGGGAUGGGACCAUGGAAGUGGUUGUAGCAGGAUACAAUGGUCCUAACCUGGUCCUCAAGUAUGACAGUGCCCAGAACAGGCUUGUAAAUAUAGCAGUGGAUGACCCUAACUCCCCUUAUUACGCCUUGAGGGAUACAGGUGGGAAUGCCAUUGGAGUCACUGCUUGUGAUGUGGACGGAGAUGGACGUGAAGAGAUUUACUUCCUCAACACUAAUAAUGCAUAUUCUGGAAGGGCAACUUACUCCGACAAGUUAUUUAAAUUUCGCAAUGGGCAUUUUGAAGAUCUCCUCAGUGAUGAGAUCAAUGUCCGUAGAGGUGUCGCUAAUCGCAUGGCAGGUCGGUCAGUGGCUUGUGUUGACAGAAAGGGAACGGGGAGGUACUCAGUCUAUGUUGCAAACUAUGCCAGCGGAAAUGUUGGGCCACACGCUCUGAUAGAAAUGGAUGAGACUAUGAGUGACGUGACCAAAGGAUCUAUAGCUCUCUCUGAUGUAGCCGCAAUAGCUGGAGUCAACAAACUCACAGGAGGCCGUGGUGUUGUGGUCGGCCCCAUCCUGAACCAGGUGAGGUCUGAUGUGUUCUGCGACAACGAAAAUGGAGCAAACUUCCUCUUCAAGAACAAUGGAGACGGAACAUUUGUGGACAUGGCUAAAAAAGCAGGUGUGGAGGACAGGUACCAGCACGGCAGAGGAGUGGCUCUGGCUGACUUCAAUGGUGAUGGAAAGACAGACAUAGUCUAUGGAAACUGGAAUGGACCACACAGACUUUAUCUACAGGGCAGCAACUCAAACUUCAGAAACAUAGCUACUGGAGGAUUUGCCAACCCCUCGCCAAUUCGAACCAUAAUUGCUGCUGACUUUGAUAAUGACAAGGAACUAGAAGUGUUUUUUAAUAACAUUGCAUAUAGAGGCAAUGCACCUAACAGGGUUUUCAGGGUCUCCAGAAAGAUCAAUGCAGACCCUGUGAUUGACGAACUAAAUGUGGGAGAAGCUGCAGAACCACAAGGAAGAGGAACAGGAGCCACAGUCACAGACCUAGAUGGUGAUGGGCAGCUGGAGCUGUUUAUCGCACAUGGAGAAAGUGCCCAGCAGCCAAUAUCUGUUUUUAAAGUCACACAGGGCUCGUCCCAUAACUGGCUGCGGAUCAUCCCUCGGACUCAGUUUGGGUCUUUCGCACGUGGAGCCAGAGUGACCGUGUUCACCAAUCAGAGUGGAGCUCACACACGCAUCAUUGAUGGCGGCUCAGGCUACCUCUGUGAGAUGGAGCCUGUGGCACACUUCGGUUUGGGAGGUGAUGAAGUGAAGGUCCUGGAAGUGUCUUGGCCUGAUGGCACAACAAUGACUCGCUCUCUUCAGCCUGGAGAAAUGAACUCAGUGCUAGAAGUCGCUUAUCCAAGAGAUGGAGCAAUGUCGGUGUUAGCAGAGGACACACAGUGCGGCCAAGAUUUUACUGUCAAGAAUGGCCAUUGUGCUGGUAUUUGAGGAUGAGAAUGCUAAGGUUUUUGAAGAUGUCAAAUUCUGUGUAUUUUUUUUUUUUACUUUUGUAAAAAAAAAAAAAAAAAUUCUGUUCUUAGAAAAUUGCUUUUUGCACUUCAUUUUGGAAUUCAAACUUUUAAAUUGUCAUGAGUAGUUUUAAUGUUUUGUUCAUUUUGUUCAAUUAUUUUCCAAAUGUGAUGUGCACUAACACUGAUAAUAUAGUUGGUAUUACGUUACAAAAUGUACAAAUGGUGAUGUUGAUUCAAUACUACAUUUGAAAAGUACUUUUACUUCUACUUUACUUUACUACUGGAUGACAUUAUUUUGUAGUAAUAUUAACUUCCUCUCUUGUUUUCUCCUCUACAUAAAUGCAGCUCUGGCUUCAUUUUACAGUAGCAUUCACUCCUCUGUUCCUGAGUAUGAACCACUCUUUCAUAUAUAUUUGCUCCUAUGUGCCUUGAUUGUCUCUGUAGUUCUUUGCAUUUUAACCCCUGAUCUUUAAAUUGCUAUAAACUGAAUGUGAAGUGGCUAACGUUAUGUUGGUUUAUCAGCCGUUUGUGUUGCUUCAGACGCUGUGUGACAAGUGCAUGGACUGAAGAAUGAACAUUUGAAAUGCAUGAACAAAACAAAGAUGCAAAGUGAUGAAA